This is a messenger RNA of Solanum lycopersicum (tomato), 856 nucleotides long. RefSeq names its product mitotic-spindle organizing protein 1B-like. Lineage: Eukaryota; Viridiplantae; Streptophyta; Magnoliopsida; Solanales; Solanaceae. The record is from RefSeq and is a predicted model, not a curated record. Gene Ontology annotation, cellular component: centrosome; spindle; gamma-tubulin ring complex. Gene Ontology annotation, biological process: mitotic spindle assembly; gamma-tubulin complex localization; microtubule nucleation by interphase microtubule organizing center.
AAACACACGAGCCGAAAUUCAUUCCAUUAUGGGCUAGUAGGAGAUCUACCCGAAUCCAAUUUAUUUUGGCCCUAAUUUCAAAUUUCCCACAGCUUUUUAUCUUCGGCAAAGUUCUGACUAGUCUUCCAGUUCACUCUCCCUCCGGCGAAUUUUCACUCUCUAUGUUCUGCGCGAUCAAGUUAUUCUUGGGUUGUGCGUUCCUCACGUUCCAAAGGUUUUAUAACCAGGAUCUUCUCAUCGUAGAAAGUUGAUGUAGGAAAACAAGCUGAUCCAGUUCACUAUACUGUUUCUCAAAUGGAUCCAGAAGCUGCACGUAAUGCACGGGAUUCACUGGAUCUGGUAUUUCAUAUGUCAAACAUUCUUGAUACUGGGCUUGAUCGUCACGCUUUAUCCAUUCUGAUUGCACUCUCUGAACUGGGUUUCAAUCCUGAGGCCUUGGCCGCUGUAGUUAAGGAGCUUCAUAGAGAAACACCAGUUUCUUCUUCUGUCCAAUCAUCCGCUCCAUCAGCACCUUAGGUUGAUUAAUUUUAAAUCUCAUUGAUUGCUGAGAUUCGAUGGAACAAUCUCCGGAGGAGCUCUUUCUUAACCUUUUUAUCCUUCCCCUGUUGAUUGAUGUGUAAGUGGUUUGUUCUCUUAUCCUACUUUAGCAUUAAACACAAGGGUUUUUUGAGUUUUGAGGCUUACUUGGAGUGAGCCUUCUGGCUAUCCUUCAUUAUGCAAGCUUUCUCCAUUUCUUUGAAAUUCAACUGGCUGAUGCGUACUUUUAUUUACUUCGCUUUGAAAGAUCAUAUCUUAUUGCUAAUACUGGAUAAAUAUAAAAAUGUUCAAUCCAAAAAUUGACUAUUUUAGCAUCUUC